Molecule: messenger RNA, 1939 nt
Organism: Cuscuta europaea
Lineage: Eukaryota; Viridiplantae; Streptophyta; Magnoliopsida; Solanales; Convolvulaceae
Source: the annotation of a GenBank genome assembly
CUUCACUGUAUAACUUUUUUACCGUCUAUUAGAUGCCUCCAACCUGUGUUCCACUCCAAUUAAUGGUUUGGCUCUGUGGGCUCUGAUCUGCUCAAAGCUCACCAAUUCCAAAUCACAGGAGGCUCCCAAAGAACUCCGCCGUCUCGACGCCCUAGCCGCCGCCAAAACUCCACGCCGUAAUGGAACAUAAAGCUUUUCCCUUCCCUGCUCCUCUGCUUUUGCAACUUACUCUGUUUUUCUCAGUGAUCUUCUGCCCGGUGAAGGUGAUUUGCAUUGGAAUCAACUACGGACAGAUUGCGAACAACCUGCCGGCGCCGGAAAAUGCAGUUCAGCUAGUACAGUGCAUCGGAGCAACAAAAGUCAAACUCUACGACGCAGAUCCGAAAGUGCUCACAGCUUUCGCCAACACUUCCGUGGAGCUGAUAGUCAGCAUCGGCAAUGAAUACCUGCCGGAAAUGUCGGACUGUAAUAGAGCCAAAGACUGGGUGUUACAUAACGUGAUUUCACAUCUGCAAUGGACCAAAAUCACCGGUAUUAUAGUCGGGAACGAAGUCUUAACUUCCGGCAACGCCACUCUCCUCUUGCCCGCAAUAAGGAACGUUUACGAUGCUCUUGUAAGUCUAAAUCUCCAACACCAGAUCCAGGUCACCACCGCCCACUCCCUCGCCGUGCUGGAAGCGUCGUACCCGCCGUCGUCUGGGAGAUUCAAUUCAACCCUAGCCGCCUACUACAUUUGCGAGCUCCUCAAAUUCAGUAAUAUAACCGGGGCCCCGAUUCUCAUCAAUGCCUACCCGUAUUUCGCUUACCAGGCCGACCCGGAAAAUGUGCGGCUCGAAUACGCGCUGUUCCAGCCGAAUACAGGGACGAACGACAGAAAUGUUCACUACGACAACCUCCUAUUUGCCCAGAUUGACGCCGUCUACGCGGCGGCGGCGAAGAUGGGGUACAAUAACGUGUGCGUGCAGGUGUCGGAGACGGGUUGGCCGUCGAAGGGGGACCCCGCCGAGGCAGCAGCGACGAAGCAAAACGCCAUGACCUACAAUCGGAACCUCCUGAAUCUCGCUGCUCAGAACAAGGGGAGGACUCCAUUGAGUCCGGCCGGAUGUAAUUUGGAAGUUUCCGUGUUUGCGUUGUUCAAUGAGAACCAGAAGCCCGGCCCGCUCUCGGAGCGCAACUACGGACUGUUCAACGCCGACGGAUCGCCGGCGUAUCAGAUUGGAUCUUCCGCCUGCGGGAACACGAAUAGCUCAAUCGGUUCUGGACCUGCCUCUGGUACUUUUCCGCCGACGACAUUAUCUCCGACCGCAGGGAGCCCCGGGAACCUCUAUAUACCGAUUAGUUCCGACGCGGUGAGAGCACAUUUAUGCAUCAAACGGUUUGGGUGUGUUUUAAUGGUGGCCUUCCUAUGUUACAUAGCAUUGAACAAAAUGUAGCAGGCAGUAUAUAUGAUGAUAGGAAUCUUGAAUUGGCACUACAACUCUCUACCUCUACCUUGUUGCACGUGUUUCAGCAAGCCAGCCCUUAACAAGGGGCUUCAAUUCAUGUGCAUAUAUAUUCGUUUUCUAUGCUACUAUUUCAGUAUUUUGUUGCGGAGUAUGUAUGCUGUAGUGAUUUACGACUCACACAAGUCUUGCAUGCUUUCUUGUAUCAUUGUAUGUAGUAAUAACAAUAAAAAUAAAAAUAUAUUAUAAAAAGUCUUUCUCGCGCACACACCGACACACACACAUUAAUGUUCUAAAAGGUGUUCUAAAAGGCGCUAGGUGCUAGGCGCUAGUAAGGUGCCAUCCCAACGCCUAGGCGGCUAUGCGUGCGCUUAGAAAGAGACUAGUUGGAGACAUACUAGUUUAACUUCAUUAUGUAAUAAAUAUUAUGAAUGAUAGAGUUGUCGCAUUUAAAAAUAUACUAUUACUACGAGCUUAACUUUAUUAUGUAACCCUAG